AUGCUUCUCGACACAUUAGUGACUGAAUCUGAGGAAUAUCCCAGUGUAGUUCGACGAACAUCCCUUCAUGGGAAAGCCUUGGAAGUUUUGUUUAGCCGAAAAGAGUCAUACUAUCGAAAGCACCAGGCUAUCACGUACAACUUCCUUGAAAGACCCAAAACACGACGGGCUCUAAUUUACCAUUCGUUUGUAUUUACGUCUGUACUUGCUUGUCUCAUCACCAGCGUUCUUUCAACAAUUGAGGAAUUUACAGUUCCAGCGUCUAAAGCUCUUGUGUAUAUGGAGUUGGUCCUUCUAUUUUGGUUCUUCAUUGAAUACAUUGUGCGCCUAUGGAGUGCGGGAUGUCGUCCACGAUAUCAGACAUGGAAAGGACGUCUUCGUUUUGCAAGGCGACCUUUCUGUAUUGUUGAUAUUAUUCUAAUCGUUGCCAGUGUGAUAAUACUAGCAGGUGACAAUUCAAGCAAUAUGUAUGCUGCGAGUGCACUACGUGCACUCCGGUUCUUUCAGAUCCUCCGAAUGAUUCGAGUCGAUCGAAGAGCAGGUUCUUUCAAGCUUCUAGCGUCUGUUGUCUGGGCCCAUCGUCAGGAAUUGUUUACAACAAUGUAUAUCGGAUUUUUGACGCUUAUUUUUGGAUCUUUUCUCAUUUUCUUGGUGGAAAAGAAGGAAAACAGGAAAAUUCAAAGCUUUGCGGACGCUCUUUGGUGGGGAAUUAUCACCCUCUGUACAGUAGGUUAUGGAGAUACGGUGCCGAAAACGUGGAUAGGAAAAAUUAUAGCAGCAUUCUGUGCCAUUGCUGGGAUCUCCUUCUUUGCAUUGCCUGCAGGAAUUCUUGGAAGCGGAUUUGCUUUGAAGGUGCAGCAACAGCAACGGCAAAAGCACCUAAUUCGACGCCGCGUGCCUGCAGCUACCCUCAUUCAAUGCAUGUGGAGAUGCUAUGCAGCCGAUAAGAAGUCCACAUCUGUUGCCACCUGGAAUAUUUAUCGACCACAAACUUAUCUCGAGCCAAUUUUUAGAAGCAACGCGGGUUCAAUUUCGGAACGAAGUGGACUCGGUCGUUUUGGUCAACGUCUCUCAUCAAUUCGUAGAAGAGCAGAAAGGCUAAAGCUUGGUAACCCAGCCCCCGGAAGCGGUCUAAGGCCAGCACUCGCACAAGCCAACCUCUCCUUCAUUUUGCCCUCACCGUUGUUCGGUGGGAAAGAGGAAAAUAAUGUAAAAUCUUUUGACUGCGUUUCCACUUCACCGCUCAAUCCCACGACGUUUCUUAGAAAAACCAAAUCGGAAUACAAAAUCGAUGAGAGUAGACGAAAAUUUAUCACUUCGGAAAAUGCAACGCAGUGA
Messenger RNA from Rodentolepis nana, 1338 nucleotides. The record is from the annotation of a GenBank genome assembly. Lineage: Eukaryota; Metazoa; Platyhelminthes; Cestoda; Cyclophyllidea; Hymenolepididae.